AAACAGGAGACGAAGCAGACCAAAAUGGGGCAGUUAUGCAAACUUGUACUGUUCGUUUUGGUUCUGAUGGCAGUGCUACACAAGUCAUCAGGAGGAAAGAAAGUGUUUGGGGGCAAGAACACCCCUUCCAAGAAGCCAUCCAAUAAGCCAUCACAAGGGACCAAGACCCAACCUAACUAUCCCAGGCAACCCUCUUAUCCUAGUGCAGGAAGUAACCCAGGUAACCCUAACCAGAAGUAUCCUGGUAGAGGCAGCUCUAGUCCGGGAGCAGGUAGCUAUCCAGCUGCUGGAAGCUAUCCUUCGGCUGGUGGCAACACCAAUCAGUAUCCAGGAAGAGGGGGAUCCAACCCAGCCGGAAAUCCCAACCAGAAACCUGGAGCAGGUGCCUAUCCAGCUGGUGGCAGCUAUCCUUUAGCUGGUGGCACCCCCAAUCAAUAUCCGGGAAGAGGGGGAUCCAACCCAGCAGGAUAUCCCAACCAGAAUCCUGGAGCAGGUGCCUAUCCAGCUGGUGGCAGCUAUCCUUCGGCUGGUGGAAACCCCAAUCAUUAUCCGGGAAGAGGGGGAUCCAACCCAGCAGGAUAUCCCAACCAGAAUCCUGGAGUAGGUGCCUAUCCAGCUGGUGGCAGCUAUCCUUCGGCUGGCGGCAACCCCAAUCAGUAUCCGGGAAGAGGGGGAUCCAACCCAGGAGGAUAUCCCAACCAGAAUCCUGGAGCAGGUAGCAAUCCUGCUGGUGGCAGCUAUCCUUCAGCUGGUGGCAACCCCAAUCAAUAUCCGGGAAGAGGGGGAUCCAACCCAGCCGGAUAUCCCAACCAGAAUCCUGGAGCAGGUAGCUAUCCUGCUGGUGGCAGCUAUCCUUCGGCUGGUGGAAACCCCAAUCAGUAUCCAGGAAGAGGGGGAUCCAACCCAGCAGGAUAUCCCAACCAGAAACCUGGAGCAGGUGCCUAUCCAGCUGGUGGCAGCUAUCCUUCGGCUGGUGGCAACCCCAAUCAGUAUCCGGGAAGAGGGGGAUCCAACCCAGCAGGAUAUCCCAACCAGAAUCCUGGAGCAGGGGGUUACUCUAACCAGUAUCCAGGUAGAAGUGGGUACAGCCCUGGUGGGUAUCCAGCAGGUGGAUCUUACCCAGUAAGAACUGCAGGGCAGUCUGUAGGAUACCCAGGAGGACACCCUUCCAUUGGAGGGGGAUAUCCCAACUGGAACCCCAACAAUAAGAUUCUCAGUCCACGCUAUGGAGGCUCAUUUGGAGGUGGUGGGUUUGGCAUGGGUGGCUCCCCUUUCUCUAAUACAGUGAAAAGCAUGGGCUAUGGUCCUUCUGUUAAAUCCAAAGGCUUCGCAAAAAAGGCAAUGCUAGCUGCAGGCAUUGGGGCAAUAGCAGGAAUGGCAGUAGGCUAUGGAAUCGGAAACUUUCCACGCCCCAACUUCCAAUUCAGUAGCCCUCAGGAGGAGCAUCAAUACAACCACUAUAUGUACAAACGUCAGGGCAUUCGUUCUAAAGACAGAAAUAACAAAGUAGGACCAAACUACACAUCAAAGCAACCAUCCCAGUCGUAUGAGCAAUACAUGAGCUCAUGCAUGAAGCGAAAGGAUCUUCUAAAAGAGCAGGACACAACAGAUUCUGAAAAUCACAAGAACAUUCAAAGAGAUGAGCCACUGACUGAUUAUGCAGCUAUGAAUAUAGACUACUUAGAGAAAGGUGGGCCGGAGAAGAAUGACACCACAUCCCCUACAACUGUCAAUAAUUAUCCAAAGGCUGCUGCGAUUCGUGAGGAUGAUGAUGACACAGUGAGUAUCAUACAGAUUGGUUAUCCAGCUCUCAUUGAGCAGAUGAAAGCUCGAAAGUGUGUUGAGUUGUACUUGGUUCAUUCUGAGAACUUAAUGGAGAAGCAGAAAAAAGAUGUGAAGGACAAAAAGGGAAGAAAAGUUUCCAGUCCUUCCAGUAACCACAAUGGACAUCGUGUCUCUGAAGUGCUUCUGUUGCUCACUACUUUCUUUAUGCUUCUUAGUUGCACUUAGUAGUGCAGUCAACACUGAUUACAUAUAAAGGAACACAAUUGCCCGUCCUUUCCACUCUCUAAAUCUAGGAAUCCAAAGGGGAAGUUACAUUUUAAAUGUUGUGUAUAUUAUCAGUCUUGACUGAAGUUUCUCUUAUCUGCUCAAAAUGUAAAAAGACU
Molecule: messenger RNA, 2168 nt
Organism: Sinocyclocheilus grahami
Lineage: Eukaryota; Metazoa; Chordata; Actinopteri; Cypriniformes; Cyprinidae
Gene: prnpb
Product: prion protein b
Exons: 2
Coding region: 25-2010 (661 amino acids)
Biological process (GO): protein homooligomerization
Cellular component (GO): membrane
Source: RefSeq, a predicted model, not a curated record